Messenger RNA from Paramecium pentaurelia, 169 nucleotides. The record is from the annotation of a GenBank genome assembly. Lineage: Eukaryota; Ciliophora; Oligohymenophorea; Peniculida; Parameciidae.
AUGGAAAAUGAAGAAGAAGUUCAAGAAAUGAUUUAAGAAGUUAAAAUAUAUGUGAAAGUAUCAUAAAUUUAUAAAGUAGAUACUUCUUGAGCCCAAAUUGAAUAGAAAAAUGAAAUUCUGGAAUCUAUAAUUUAUAAAAAAAGUAUAUAAAUAAAAAUUGAGAUUAUGA